AUAUAGAAACCAUAUUCCCAACCAGAUCCACUCAAGAGAAUCCACUUGAGCCAUGGCAAAAGUGCUGAUCACGCUGAUCAUGUCGGGGAUUGCGCUCGUCUUGGCGGCUCCCGACUUGGGAUGCGAUCUUGGCCAGCACCGCUGCUCCAUCGACGUCACCGCGGAGGGCAAUAACCGCCAGUUAGUCCGGCACAUACCCUCCGACUUGGACAUCACCCUGAAGUGCUAUCGACCCUCGGUCCAGUGGUACUACCAGGACGAGUACCAGCUGGCGGGUUACACCAUCCAAUUGGAGCGAGCCCAACCGAGGCAGUCGGGGAUAUAUAGCUGCCAGGAUGCCCAGAAACGUUGGUACAACAUAUCGCUUACAGUGGGCCAUCAGGAGACCGAGGCCAUCAACGACAUAGCCAGCUUCCCCAAGGUGGACAGCGCCGAGGCGGAUGUGGAGUUUCAGCUGCUGAACUCCACCCAGAAAUCCCUGGAACUGCAGAAGCCUUUGCCCCCAUCUGUGCAGCGUACUGCCGGCACCCUCCUCCAUCUGGACUGUUCACCCACCGAGCCCGACGAUCUCCGGAUGAACAUCACCUGGCUGCACAACAACCAGAUCCUGGGUGGCCGGGGUCGCAUCAAGAUGAAACGGUGGACCCUGACCGUGGGUCAGCUGCAGCCGGAUGACGCCGGUAGCUAUCGCUGUCGACUGUGUGCGGAGCAGGGAUGCGUACUUAGCACUGAAACCAAACUGGAAGUGGUAACCCGAAGUCACACUGUGCCCGUGCUGCGUCCAGGAUAUCCCCACAAUAUCACAACGGUGAUUGAACAGCAUGUGAAGAUCCCGUGCCUGCUGGAGGACUCCACGCUGGAGCCAAAGAUCACGUGGCUGCACAAGAAGCAUGUCGAUGACAUCGAGGAUGUGCUGCAGCGCCUGAAGGCCAGCCCAUCGCUUCCAAAGGACUUUCAAACGAUGGUGGUUCUGAAGGACGAGCCGCAGGUUCUGUCCCUGGGCUAUGUCUCCAUGGAUGAUGCCGGCUGGUACAUCUGCAUAGCGGAGAACGCCCUGGGACGCACAGCGGGUGCCGCCUAUCUGGAGCUGCACGAAUCGGUGGUGGAGACCACCACCACGACACGAGUGCCGGCAACCAGCAGGGGUAGCACCACAACGGCCACUCCCUCAAUAGUGGGCGCCGAUCAGGAUGCCUACGAGGAAGAGCCUGGAGACGGAUCUCGCAAUGAGGGCCCACCAGUUUUCCGAAAGGAGCUACAGCGUCUGGAGCACAAGGUGGCCGGGAAGACCAUUACGUUGGCCUGUCCCGUUGAUCGGCCGGCCAACAUCACUUGGACCAAGAACAAGAAGCCUCUUUUCCGCUCCACCGGGGUCUAUGUGGAAAAGAAGUGGAUCCUUCGCUUCGAGGACGCCACCACCGAAGACUCUGGGAGCUAUACCUGCCGCGUGUGCAACGCCUUCGGCUGCAUCCACUUUGAUUUCAGCGUGAAGAUCUUCGAGCGCACCCGCUCCUCGCCCAUUAUAGUGGUGCCGCUCAACCAGACCGCUCAGGUGAACAGCAGCGUGGUGAUGGAGUGCUCCGUCCUGUCCGACCUGCAACCCAACGUCCAUUGGAUGCGGGUGAAGCCCCGCAACAGGUCGCAGGAACUCGGCGACCUGCAAGUCAUGGCACUGAACACCACCGAGGCCACCAAUCCCCUGCUGCUGAAGCUGCACAAUGUGACCCAUGACGACGAGGGCUGGUACACGUGUGUGGCCUCCAACUCCCUGGGACAUUCGAACUCCAGUGUCUAUUUGCGGGUGGUGGACCAUCUGCCCCAUUUGGAAGUGUACGCCCUGCUUAGGGCCCAUCCUCUGGGCUUCACGGUGGCGGCCAUCUCGAUUGUGGUUCUGUUUCUGUCGGGGAGCGCCUUUACGGUUUACAUGCUGCGUCGCCUUCGCCGGGAGAAGCUACUGAAGCACCGCAUCGAAACCGUCCACCAGUGGACCAAGAAGGUCAUCAUCUACCGGCCGACCAGCGAGGACCAAGGCAGCGCCUGCUGUGCCGGCGACUUACAAAUACCCGUCAUCCGGAUCGAGAAGCAACGCACCACCUUCUCAACCACGGAAUCGGGCGCUGAUGCCGCCCAGGGCUUCAACGAGUACGAGUUCCCGCUGGACUCCAACUGGGAGAUACCGCGCCAGCAGCUCCGGCUGGGCUCCAUUCUGGGCGAGGGAGCCUUCGGGCGGGUGGUGAUGGCCGAGGCUGAGGGCAUGCCCCGAAGCCCCCAUCCCGCCGAGACUAUUGUGGCCGUCAAGAUGGUCAAGGAGGAGCACACGGACGCGGAUAUGGCCAGUCUGGUGCGAGAAAUGGAGGUGAUGAAGAUGAUCGGCAAGCAUAUCAACAUCAUCAACCUCCUGGGCUGCUGCACCCAAGGCGGCCCGCUCUGGGUCAUAGUGGAGUACGCCCCGCACGGCAAUCUGAAGGACUUCCUCAAGCAAAACCGACCAGGAGCGCCACAGCGCAGGAGCGACAGUGACGGCUACCUGGACGACAAGCCCCUGCUGCCCUUCCAGCAGCUGGGCGAGAAGGAGCUAACCAAGUUCGCCUUCCAGAUCGCCCGCGGCAUGGAGUACCUGGCCUCGCGACGGUGCAUCCAUCGCGAUCUGGCAGCUCGUAAUGUCUUGGUCAGCGAUGGCUACGUGAUGAAAAUCGCAGACUUUGGACUGGCCCGAGACAUCCAGGACACGGAGUACUAUCGAAAGAACACCAACGGCCGGCUGCCCAUCAAGUGGAUGGCUCCGGAAUCGCUGCAGGAGAAGAAGUACGAUUCACAAAGCGAUGUCUGGAGCUAUGGAGUGCUGCUGUGGGAGAUCAUGACCUACGGAGAGCAACCGUAUCCGCACAUCCUGUCCGCCGAGGAGCUCUACAGCUACCUGAUAACGGGCCAGCGAAUGGAGAAGCCGCCCAAGUGCUCGCUCAACAUUUAUGUGGUGAUGCGACAGUGCUGGCACUUCGAGUCCUGCGCCCGACCCACAUUCGCGGAGCUGGUCGAGAGCUUUGAUGGGAUACUGCAGCAGGCCAGUAGCAAUCCGAACGAUGCCUAUCUGGACCUCUCCAUGCCCAUGCUGGAGACACCGCCCUCGUCGGGGGACGAGGACGAGGGCUCCGAUACCGAAACAUUCCGAGAGACUUCUCCCCUUAGAUACCAAUAUACGUAUAAGUUUAAUUAAAUUAUUUUAAUU
Drosophila bipectinata is the source of this 3226-nucleotide messenger RNA. It is a transcript of the gene btl, whose product is annotated as breathless. The record is from RefSeq and is a predicted model, not a curated record. Lineage: Eukaryota; Metazoa; Arthropoda; Insecta; Diptera; Drosophilidae. Gene Ontology annotation, molecular function: ATP binding; transmembrane receptor protein tyrosine kinase activity. Gene Ontology annotation, biological process: cell surface receptor protein tyrosine kinase signaling pathway; protein phosphorylation; positive regulation of kinase activity. Gene Ontology annotation, cellular component: signaling receptor complex; plasma membrane.